AUUGUAAAUAGUUACAGAUUGCAUUGAAAAUUAGAAAUAUUAUUAAAUUAAAAAGAGAGCAAUACAGUGCAUUCUUAAAUUGAAUUAAGCAUUCUUAACGUAGUACGAAGUAUAUGCCACGUAUAAGGGUAAGUUGAUUCGGAAGGUUGUUGGUGUUUACGUGUGAGUGUUUCCAAUUGUUUCAUCCAUUCGGUCACGUUUUUGUCUUUUUUGAAUUGAACUCACUUUUGUGGAGCCGGACCUCUUAAUGCUAAUAUCAGUGUCCUUUUCCCUAUUCCAUACUUCACAAUCUGUGUAACUUUGUCAAAAAGAUAAUCAUACUUAUUAAGGGAGUGUUUGAGAAAAGUGAUUAAUAGUAAAAGUUGGUAGUGUUUGUAUUGGUCCUACCAAGGCCUCCCUUCCACUUUAUUAUUGACUUGCACCCCAUGUUUACUCCCACUUUGGCACUUCUCGUUUGAAUCUUUCCUAACCAAUAAUAUGGCCAUUUUGACUUAUGUGGAGUGACCCCUUUGAGCUGUCCUGUGCUGCCCUCCUUGUCUUUGCAUCACAUGUGAGUGUCCUUGUGUCUACCAGCCUAUUAUUUAGUAGCUUUGCUUCUCCCUUGUUGAAGUAGCCUGCGUGAAUCUUAGAGAGAGCAGUGCCCUUCUUCUUCUUCUCCAUUUCCUUUGUGUGAGAGUGUGAGAGAGAAUACCUUAGUGGUAGAGAAGAAGCUUGGAGUUGUGUUGUGGUCUAGCCUAGAGUGGUGUGUGAGAGUAUAACAAAAGGGUUGGAGACCUGAGCCGGAAAGAAAUCGACACCCAACAGUGGUAUCAGAGCCUAGGGUUGCUGUCGCCGUCGAUUUCGCCGGGUUCCGUCGUCUGGAACGUCUUCACCGCCGUCCGCCGCCGUACUCUGCCGUCAUCCGCCGCCGUACGCCGUCGUCCGAGGUGCUGGUCGCUGAUUGAAGACACUGGAGGUCUUCUCGCGACUCGUCCUCGCCAUCUUGUUCAUCGUUCGUCAAUUACAGAGCUCUUGGUUCGUUUGCCGGUGGAUCCAUCGACUGGUUGAGAUUCCUCACCGGAGGUUAGUCCUCCUCGUCGUCGCUAAUUGGAGUCGCGAUGUCCCUGGUGGUCUGCUCGCGAAACGCCCAGACCUGACCCACCGGAAAUCGCCGUCGAUUUCCGUUCGCUGGAGGUUGCAGACAGGUGAAGCUGUUCGCCUGGGGGGGUGAAGGAUUGAAGACGGGCUGAACCGUGGCAGAAGACAGGGAACGAACCUGCUGCUGAGCUUGGAUUUUUUUUGGACGCGAACCUGUGGCGCAGAAGCGAAGGACAGGGACGAAGCAGGGAGUCUGGGAGACUGGGACCGCUGCAGAAAUCAGAACACUUCCGCGGGGCUACUUGGCUGCUGGUUUGCUGGGCUUGGCUUUGGGCUGGAGCUUUUGGACAGCUGGAUUCUUAUUGGGCUGCUACACUGCUGGACUGCUUGAACCUGGAGCUGCUUGGAGCUGCUGGACCAGACUGUGGGACUGUGGAGCUGUUACUGGACUUGGGCUGGAGCUGGAACCAGUCAACCGUCAGUCAACGCCAGUCAAAGGCAGUCAACAAUCCAAAAAAUCCCAAUUUUUAAAUUGGGUGGGUAAGGUCGAAACGCCUCUCCUAGGGUUUCGCUCCGGUAUAUUGACUUUUAUCCCUUUUAUCGCUUUUGUAGUGAUUUAGUCUUUUAUUGUGUAGAAAUCUGUUUUAGGUUUAUUAUUGCUGUUAAAAUUGUUUGAAUUGUUGUAUUGUGUUGUGCUGAAAAUUUAUUAUUUAUUUGUGCUUAUACGGAAGAACAAGGGGUUUGAAGUUGAGUUUGGUGCUCAUUAAUACUCCCCGCGUGUUCGUGCUAGUUGCUCCGUAUAGUUGUAGCCUAUAAAUAUUUAAAUUGUUUUUCAGCAAAAUUUACAUUUUAUUUUGUUGCUUGUUUUUCUUUGUGAAAAUGUCUGCUUAUAAUCAGUAUGGUAUGGCUCCAUUUAAUGGAAAAUCUGAUUUUAGCAUUUGGAAGCAAAAAAUUAAAUGUAUUUUAAUACAACAAAAAUGUUUUAAAGCAGUUGGUGAAACCUAUUUAAUUUCUGACACGGAAGAGAAAAGGGCUGAAAUGAAUGAAAAUGCAUGUUCUGUGAUUUAUUUGAACUUAUCUGACUCUGUGAUUAGAAAAGUUGGAAUUUUAGAAAGUGCUAAAGUUCUUUGGAAUAAAUUGAAUGAACUGUAUACUGAGACCUCUUUGCCUAACCGGAUAUUUUUACUUGAAAAGUUCUUCAAAUUUAGACUAGAUAUGUCUAUAGAUAUUGAAGAAAAUUUAGGUGUUUUUACCAAACUUAUUUCGGAUAUUAAGUUGUGUGGUGAUAAGCAUAUAGAUGAUUAUUCCCCUAUUGCUCUUUUAAAUGCUAUUCCUGAUUCCUUUGGUGAUGUGAAAUCUGCUAUUAAGUAUGGUAGAGAUAAUGUGACUCUUGACAUUGUGGUAAAUGGUCUUAAGAGUAAGGAAUUAGAUUUAAAACAGAUGGGUGAGGGUAGAAAAUCUGAGGAGGUUAUGCAUGUGAGGGGUAGAGAAAAUAAUAGUAGACGACAUAGAUCUAAGUCUAGGUCUAAUUCGAGGCGUUGCUAUUAUUGUCACGAACCUGGUCAUUUCAUAAAAGACUGUCCUAAAUCUAGGAAAAAUGAGCAUAGUGAGCAUGCUAAUUUGACUACGUGUGUAGAUGAUUUAGGUGAUGUUUUUAUGAUGAAAAAUCUAUGUGAUUAUGACUAUUUGAGUUCUUUGAUAUCUGAUUCUUUGGGUAAAUCAGAUUGGGUGGUAGAUUCUGGUUGUAGUUUUCACAUGUCCCCUUUGAAAUAUGUUUUUUCAAACUAUAGAGAGAUUGAGCAUGGCUUUGUGUCUUUAGCAAAUGAGAAGAAAUGCAAUGUGCUAGGAAUAGGAGAUGUAUGCCUUAGGUUUUCUUCUGGUUAUGUGCUUACUUUGAAGAAUGUUAGGCAUGUUCCUGAGCUGUGUUGUAAUUUGCUAUCUUGUGCAUCUCUUGAAAAUGAUGGUUUGAAGGGAAAAUGGGGAAAGGGAAUCAUGAAAGUUGUGAAGGGUUGUUUAGUUGUUUUCAAAGCUGAGAUGAAAAACAACUUGUAUGUUUGUCAUGCUGAACCCGUAUUUGAUUCUGUGAAUUGUGUGCAACCCUGUGUGCUAGGAAAACAGUCUAGAGUUGGUUUUCCUGAUCUGCCUAAGUGUACUAAUGUGCUUGAUUGUAUUCAUGCUGACUUGUGGGGUCCUUAUAGUGUUUCCACUCAUGGUGGGAAAAAUUAUUUUCUGACGUUUAUUGAUGAUUUUUCAAAGAAAGUGUGGGUUUUGUUGAUUGAAAAUAAAUCUGAAGUUUUUGAUAAGUUUAAAAACUGGAAAAUCCUUGUUGAAAAACAAACCGGUAAGAAAAUUAAUUUUUUAAGGACCACUGUCAGUUUUGAUUUCUGUGAUGAUCAGCUUAGAGAUUUAUGUGAUACUUGGGGUAUUUCUAUGCAUAAAUCUGUUCCCUCCACACCCCAACCGGAUGGGGUUGCUGAGAGGAUGGUUAGAACUUUAUUAGAGAGGGUGAGGACUAUGUUAGCUUCAUCUGGGCUCUCUAAUAAAUUCUGGGGGGAAGCUAUUUGUUAUGCUGUUGAUUUGAUUAAUCUGUCCCCGUCUGUUCCCUUAGGAGGGAAAUGCCCUGAAUCUGUGUUCACGGGCAAACCACUUGACUUGCCAAAUUUGAGAGUGUUUGGUUGUGCUGCUUAUGUGAAUCGUGUGAAUGAUAAAUUUGAACCUAGGACUAAGGAAUAUGUUUUCUUAGGAUAUCAUGAUUGCAUGAAAGGUUAUAGGCUUUGGUGUAGGAGUGAAACUUGCUUCAAUGUGUUGAUGAGUAGAAAUGUCAUUUUUGUUGAAAAUGAAUUUCCUUGCCUGCUUGUUUCUCCUGAUGUUGCUCCAAAUGAGGUGGAGCAUUUGCCUGUUGAAGUUCAUUCCGAUUUACUUGUUGAAACUAAACCCAAAUUUGUGGAUGAAAAUGUUUUUCAUGGUGAAAAUAAAGAAAAUAAUAUUUCUAUUAAGGUGGAGCAUGAUAUGAAUGUUGUGUGCAAUAUGCUUGAGUUGCGUAAUUGCCCUGUUAUUAGAGAUAGAGACAUUAGGAAGCAUGUGAGAAAUAAUAUGUGCAAUGUGUUUGACUAUAUUUCCUCUGAGUUUGCUUUAAAUGUGCUUAAUUCUCUUUUAAUUAAAAUCUUUGUGAUAUUUGGUAUGCUAUUUUCUUUGUGUUUUGAAAAUGAGAUACCAAGUGAUUAUGUGAGCUCUACCUGUGCUAGUUAUAGAAAUAAUAUUCUUUCUUUUAUUUUCUGUGUACUUGCUUUGUGUGGUUGUUGGAUUAGUUGGGAUCCCCAACUUCUCCCGGAUGCUUGCUUGCGUGGGCUAUUAACAUACCUUGUGUUUGUUAAUAACAUUGUGAUGGUUUCGGUUUUGAACUCGAGGACCUUAUGGUAGAGUUAAGUCCUUUAUGGACUCGGUAAGCUUGGUGAUUUUACCCCGAGAGUACUUGUGUCUCUCUAUUACUUGUAUUGUCUUUGUGAUUAUACUUGUAAUGAUCCGGCAAUGAUGAGUCCGCGGUUCCGUGAUUGUCUAAGUGCACUACCUUGGGCCAAAGGUGGAGAUUGUUAAUAUAUUGUUGGCCCAAACGUUUUUUGUAUAUUAAUAAUGGUUAACACACUUUCUAGCAGCCCACUACACUGUACCCAUUUAUCUGUCUGGCCAAUCAGUAUUUUCUUCUCCCGUUAGAAUUCAAACGAGCUAGUGGCAAGUUGUGUGUGCAGUGUAUUAUUUGAGUGUCCUUGUGAGCCCUUCUAAUAAAGCCAAAUGCUUCCCUGUUAUAAGCACACACCCCUGCCCCUUUGUUCAGUGAGUGAAACACACAGAGAGUUUCCUCCUUCAUUUUCCUCUUGGUGAGUGAGAGUGUUUGUGAAGCCAUUAUCCUUCUUUGUGAGGUGAGAGUCCUUCUUGGAGAGGUGAGUGUGAGUGUUGGCGAGGCUAGUUAGGUGUGUUGCUCCCUUAGCCUAGGUGUGCACAAGAGACAACCGGAAAACCGAGCUCCGGACUGCCUGAGCCGGAAUACGGCGACGGAAUCGAUCCCCAACAGUUUGAGAAAAAAGUGAUUCUGAAAAAGGAAAAGUUAGUAAUGUUUGGUAAAAUAAGUACUUUUUGUGUAAUAGAAAAAGUGAGAAGCAGUUUAAAGCACCCUUCUACCUGCUACCAGCUUUUAGCCUUUAAGUGAUUAAUUUAAGCGGAAACUGUCAUUUGAAAACACUCUUUUUAACUUUUUUAAGCCAAAAGCUGAAAAGCGCUUUUUUUAAGCAACCCUAAACACUCCUUAAGGCUCGAGUCAUUAAGGAUGUUUUCUUUUGGAUUGUUUUCAGUCCCAGACCAGACCAGACUUAAACAGACCAGACCAGACCAGACCAGACUUAAACAGACCAGACCAGACCAGACUUCCGUAGUUAUAAAAUACACAGAGACCAGACGUUUACCAGACCAGUUCAGACCAGACCAGACCAGACCAGACUUAAACAGACCGGACCAGACCAGCAAAUUUCAGUCCAAAAGAAAACAUCCUAAGUCAUUAUUAUUCCAUUUAUUAUUUCAUUUGUCGGGAUUUUCCUAGUGUAUAUAUAUAUAUAUAUAUAUAUAUAUAUAUAGAUAUAUAUAUAUAUAUAUAACUUUUUAUUCCAUUUAGUAGUCAAAAAAUAAGAUAAUCAUACUUAUUAAACGAAAAUUAUUUAUGAAACAUCCGCCGCUCCGGGCAUAUUAUAUCGUGCAACCGGGGCACCAUGAGGAUGGUGCACCCGGUUGCAAAACGACGGAGUAUUGAUGAGGCCUGCUUUCUUUAUUUUUAUCCUUUGUUUUUAAAAAUAGUAAUAACUUUUUUAUUUUUGAUCCGAUUUUUAUAAAAUUUAUAUCAACAUUUUUUAUUUUUAUGAUCUUUCAAAUGAGACCAAUAUUGCUUAUGUAAUUUUAAGAAAUUAUCAAACUAUUAUAUUAAUGUGUAUUGGAUUAUAAGGAAAACUAAACUAAAUUUAAUACAGAAAAAUAAUUGUGUAAACCACAAUUUAUCUUAAAAUUGUGUAUAUAAAAAUUUAUUGUAUUAGGUAUGUAUACAUAUGAGUUACAUAUUUUUAUAUGUGAAGUUACAUAUUUUUACACGUAAAGUUACAUAUUUAUACACGCGAGUUACAUAUAUAUACACACGAGUUGCAUUUGACUUGCCUGAACGCGAGUUACAUAUAUUUACACGUAAAAUUACAUAUUUUUACACGUAAAGUUACAUAUUUAUACACGCGAGUUACAUAUUUAUACACACAAGUUGCAUUUGACCUAUCUGAACGCAAGUUACAUAUUUUUUUUAAGUAAAGUUACAUAUUUUUACACGUAGAGUUACAUACUUAUACACACGAGUUGCAUUUGGCCUGACAGAACGUGAGUUACAUAUUUUAACACGUAAAGUUACAUAUUUUUACACGCAAAUGUUAAUAUGUUAAAAUUACAUAGGCAAUAUUGGUCUCAUUUGAAAGAUCAUGAAAAAUAAAAAAAAUUGAUAUAGAUUUUAUAAAAAUCGGAUCAAAAAUAAAAAAAUUAUUAACAUUUUUAAAAAAAGGGGAAAUAAAAAAUAACAAAACCAAAAUAUACGAACUGCUUCUUCACUCUGCCAGGUAUACCAUGCGCACCGUGGGACGGUUGCAUGGUAUACGAACUGGCCGCUCCGUGCUUUUUUCUCUCAACCAUCUUCGGCGUAUGUACAUGCGCUCCCCAUACUCCAUACAUGUGAUCCAAACAUCUGAUGUGUCUAGCAAUUUUUGGACUGCGAUCGUCUCUCGCUUCUCUCUAGGGCUUCGGCCGCUUGGAGUCUUUUUCCGUCUUCGAUUUUAAUUGAAGGACGGCCGCUUUUUCCGUCUUCAAUUUCAAUCGAAGGACGACUGCUAUUUCCGUCUUCGAUUUUAAUCGAAGAACGGCUGCUGUUGUUUGUGCUUCGUCCUCGAAGGGCGGAUUUGCUGUCAUGGCUCGAGGUGAUCGGCGUUGUGGUCAAGGUUCGAGGAUGAUGCUUUGUUGUCGUCGUUGGAGAAGAUCGGCGCCGCCUAUCCGUUUACUCUGGUUGCAUGGGGCAGAGAUGAGUUUGGUUAUGCAGGGACGGAGGAUUGAUGCAUGGCCUUUGGCAGCCAAAGGUCACGGAGUAUCAAUUAGCAUGGUACCGGUGGUAAGACCUCCUGAACCACCAUCAUGGGAUGUACGAGGUGCUAGAGUUCGUGAACGUUUUUCUUGUAGUUUUUAUCUGUUUGUUGUUUGUUUUCUUGUGUCCACUUUUGUUGUUGGUUUUGACAAUUUGUUUGAGUUUUUUGCCUCUCUUUAUGUCAUUGGGUAUGGUUGGAUCUGUGGGAAUAGCUUUGGCUGUGUCAAGCCCACUACAUGGUUAGCGAUUCGUGUUGCUCUCUCAGGGGUGACCGUCUCAAAGUCUCACCAUAGGGUUACAGUCGUAGUUGUUGAAGUUUCAGUUGGUGUCAGUUUUAUUUUCCUUUUGCUUGAUGUAAUGAUCCUGAAUCUUUUGAUAUGAAUAGCGGCCCAUUUGAUGAUAAAAAAAAACGAAAAUUAUUUGUCCUGC
Cuscuta epithymum is the source of this 7657-nucleotide messenger RNA. NCBI's taxonomy places the organism in Eukaryota, Viridiplantae, Streptophyta, Magnoliopsida, Solanales, Convolvulaceae. The record is from the annotation of a GenBank genome assembly.